Molecule: messenger RNA, 600 nt
Organism: Penicilliopsis zonata CBS 506.65
Lineage: Eukaryota; Fungi; Ascomycota; Eurotiomycetes; Eurotiales; Aspergillaceae
Exons: 2
Coding region: 1-600 (199 amino acids)
Source: RefSeq, a predicted model, not a curated record
AUGCUUUACCAGCAAGGGAUUGGCUGGGUGACUCGCAAGGCCAUUGGACUGGCUACUAUUACACUGAAGAUCCGGGAAGCCCCCAGUGCAGACGACAAGACCGUGUACCAGAUCGACAUCGAUCAGAUAGUCACGGGCGGCAUCAAGGGCACCAGUGAGGCGCGCACCACCGACUGGCAGGAACGAGGUCACAAGGAUCACAUCUUCGGCUCGGUGGUAGGCCGGUCGCGGCUUCUGCGUGGCAGUCAAGGCGAGGACGGCAAGUUCCGACCCAACGUCCAGGUGCAAACAGAGCUAGGGGGUGACGGGGUCGAUGAGGCGAAGAUCCAGAAGUUCCUGAGGGGUGAGAUCCUCUUGGACGGAAGCGAAGGCUCUGGCUUCCUCGCUGACGAUGCUGGCGAGGAUCUUGGCCAAGGCCAGGGUCUGUUUCUUCAAACCUGGGUGGUGAACCAGGAUGCCGGCUGGACUGCGGAGCAGGUCUGGGGUUUUGAAAUUGUCAAUGAUCAACGCCAUUACACCCGUCGUGUUGUCAUCGUGAAGAAUGGCAAGUAUCAGCUGGCACGCCUUGUGUACAGCUAUCAGGGGUCCCGGGAGGAGUAA